CAAUAACAAGGAUCCGAGGCUGAACCGCGAUUGCACGUCACGGUAUCGAAGUUAGGUACGGAAUACAAGGUGCAUUGAAAAAAAUUACGGAAGAGUUUAAGUCCUCGCUUUUAAGUCACUGCUCUCGACGACCUCUCCUGCGAAGCAACUCUACCGAGCUUCAACAAUUUACGUCGCAUAAAUAAAGACGGGAGGAAAUUAGCUAGCUCUUUGGUUUAUCUUCCUAUUAAUCCUAUUUGGGUCCUAUCCUCACCCAUCAUCCGAGCUAAUUGGUGCCGCCCCUCCUCCAGAGUCCAAACCUGUUUCUCGACCCUCAAAUCGUCACAUCCAACAAGAUGGUCCAAACGAGUACCGCAUUAACGAUAUCCGCCGCCACGGCCGCGACAGGUCUCCUAGCCUAUGCGAUCUACUUCGACUACCAACGUCGUGCAGACCCCAACUUCCGACGAAACUUGCGACGAGAAGAACGGCGACAAGCGCGCGCGGAGAAGGAAGAGGCCGUAUUGCAGACUAAGCAGAAGCGCAAAGACAUUCAGAGGGCCAUUGAUCAAGCUACGGAAGAGGGCUUCCCCACCGGUGUCAAUGAGAAGGAGCAAUUCUUCAUGGACCAUGUCCAGAAGGGCGAACUACUCGCUGCCGACCCAUCAAACACACUAGAAGCCGCACUAGCUUUCUACAAGGCUCUUAAGGUAUACCCGACUCCCGGUGACUUAAUCUCUAUCUAUGAUAAGACCGUCGACAAGCGUGUACUAGACGUCCUAGCCGAAAUGAUCGCAUACGACAAGAACCUCGACCUGGGCGGCGGCAUCAACCUCUCCGAUCUGCCCAGCGCCGGUCUGGACUAGGAUUCCGUCUUUAGGCUUCAGCACCCUAGACCCCCACUCGUCUCUGUCCUCAAGCAAUUAUAUAAAAACGGCUUGGCUUUUCUCCCUGAUCCUGAUGCUGAAGAUGAAGUUUAUUAAAAUAAUAAUAAAACAACACCGUCCGCCUACGAGAGAGCCCUGCGCAUCGGAUUUAAAAAAAGACGACCCAGGUACUAACUAUACACAAACACACAAACACACACAUGGAUACCUUGUAUGAUAUAUGAUCCGGCGCGGCCGGCUAGGUGGCUGCUGGCCGUAGGCUGCCGGUUAUUCCGCUUUAGAAUAAGGGUGGCUACGCUGUACAUUUUCAUGAUAAUGUCUGGUGGCCGGUAUAGACAAAUUAUGGAUCAUGACUCUU
Daldinia vernicosa is the source of this 1224-nucleotide messenger RNA. Its product is annotated as mitochondrial import receptor subunit tom-20. The record is from RefSeq and is a predicted model, not a curated record. NCBI's taxonomy places the organism in Eukaryota, Fungi, Ascomycota, Sordariomycetes, Xylariales, Hypoxylaceae. Gene Ontology annotation, biological process: protein import into mitochondrial matrix; protein targeting; tRNA import into mitochondrion. Bases 336 to 845 code for a protein of 169 amino acids. Gene Ontology annotation, cellular component: mitochondrial outer membrane; mitochondrial outer membrane translocase complex. The transcript is spliced from 4 exons. Gene Ontology annotation, molecular function: transmembrane protein transporter activity.